CUUAAUUAAUGAAGUGACUUUGAAAAUAAUUGGAUUUAAAAAUGAAAUGAUCAAUAAAACUUUAGUGAUUGAUAACGAUUUGGAGUCAAGCUCGUUAAAAACUAAAGAUAUUAAUCUGAAAAUAAUUAAUAACAUUAAAUGGACGCCUGAUAAUUGGUUAUCUUAUUCAAAACAACAAAUCAUAACAGCUCCAAUUGAAACAAAUAAUUUAAAAGCGAAACAUGUUGAAGUGAAAUCUGUUAAAAACUUAAUUCUUAAAAAUGAAAGUAUAAGUAUUAAUAAACCUUUUAAAAUUAACAACUUAAAAUGUGAGCGAGUGCUUGCAAAAACUUUAAAUGGAAAUCCGUUAAAAAAUAUUUAUUUAAAAAAUAGCAACGUUGUUAUUAACGGAUCAAAAAGCUUUAAUGAGGUUGAAAUUAAUAAUUUAGAAUCCCCAAACAUCAAUUACCCUGAUUGCUUUAAAAAUAUAAAUAUAAACCAAAUUGAGUUUGAGCCCAACUCAACAGUUAAUAACCUCAAUAUUAAAACGAUUAAUGGUAUUAAUUGGGAUGAAUUUAAAAAUAAAUCCAAAAAUCAAGAAUUAAAUAAGAAAUCUCUUUCGGUCCCAAGCAUAAUAAUAAAUAAACUCCGAACUGAAUCGAUCAACGGCUUAAAAAUUGACGAUUUAUUAACGAAAGGAACCGAUCAAAUAAUUAAGUCGAAAUUUAUAUAG
Onthophagus taurus is the source of this 712-nucleotide messenger RNA. The record is from RefSeq and is a predicted model, not a curated record. Lineage: Eukaryota; Metazoa; Arthropoda; Insecta; Coleoptera; Scarabaeidae.